Messenger RNA from Parnassius mnemosyne (clouded apollo), 1005 nucleotides. The record is from the annotation of a GenBank genome assembly. NCBI's taxonomy places the organism in Eukaryota, Metazoa, Arthropoda, Insecta, Lepidoptera, Papilionidae.
AUGGUGCUAGAAGAUGCUAUGGCAUUCUCGCAAUUAGGUAUAAUGCACCCUAGUAUUAUAAGCCCACGAAAUUUAGUUUUGGAACUUAGUAAUUUGCAGAAUGACUUUUCACUUUAUCCAGUCGAGGAGAUCAGUAUUGAUAAUAUUCAUAAGAUAGAAAAGUCUAUUAGCGUUAAAGCCUAUAGCACAGAAUAUUCUUUAACAUUUAUAUUAGAAAUCCCAUCCGUCCAACCUAUAUUAUAUGAUUAUAUACACAUAUAUUCCCUGCCAAACAACCUAAACCUGACCAUUAUACCCAAAUCCAAAUUCUUCGCACUUGGAAGCGAUGAGUACGCCUACCUGGAAGAAGAUUGCAAGAAGCUGUCAGAAGAUACCUGGCUCUGCAAAUCACUGGAUACUAGAGUCAUAGAGAAAUCUGAAGAUUGCAUCAUCUCACUCAUCAAGCAUAAAGAUGGUAACUGCACUCGUGCGCGCAUGAAUCUGAAGCGAGGAAAAUUGCAGAAGAUCAAAGAAAAUAAGUGGUUGGUAGUAUCAACGGAACCAGAAAUUAUAAAAACCCAAUGCGGACAGAAAACAGAAUAUAGGAAACUAUCAGGAACAUUUUUCAUCAACCUAAUACAGGACUGUCAAGUUAAGAUCAUGAAUACAACAAUAAGAACACACACCAGCAGCAUCUCGAUGGACGAAGUCAUCCCUCUACCCAACGAGAACCUAAUAAACCAGGAAGAAGUCCAGUACGAAAUACAUCUGGAAGACAUCUCACUAGAUAGUAUCCAUGAACUUAUGAACAAGGUUGAAGACAUUCAAGAAAUAGAAAACUGGAACUGGUCUUAUAUUAUGGCAAUCCCCAGCUGGUCUACAGUGCUCCUCUACAUACUAGCAGCAUCUAUUGCAAUCUGGAAGAUAUACGAGGUGGCCCAGAAAGACCGAACAAAUCGCGAGGACGCUCCUGGAAGCUGCAGAACUAGCUUCCAACUUAAGAAGGGAAGAGUUAACGUGUCGUAA